Molecule: messenger RNA, 5230 nt
Organism: Colossoma macropomum (tambaqui)
Lineage: Eukaryota; Metazoa; Chordata; Actinopteri; Characiformes; Serrasalmidae
Gene: hmox2a
Product: heme oxygenase 2a
Exons: 7
Coding region: 202-1119 (305 amino acids)
Biological process (GO): response to oxidative stress; heme catabolic process; heme oxidation
Molecular function (GO): heme oxygenase (decyclizing) activity; heme binding
Source: RefSeq, a predicted model, not a curated record
GUGAAAAUAUCACGGGAGGUAAACAAAGCUGACUCUCAACUCUUUCAGAGCACGAAGAGGACAUCAAACCGGAAGCAAAACAAGGAGCAGAGAAUUCAAAACUUUGCCCUAAAAGGCCUGCAGCAGUGUGGAACAGCACUUCAACACAAACAGCUCGGUCUGGGAUUUGGGACUAGGCUUUGCAACGGUUUCAACGACGAUAUGGCUGCUGACGAAAUACUGAAAUAUGAUGAUGACGACGACAAUGAAAUUCUCAGGCCUGACGACCUGUCAGAAUAUUUGACCGCAGGGACCAAGAAGGCUCAUGACAGAGCAGAAAACUCUCCUUUUGCCAAAGACUUCCUCAGAGGAAGAAUAAAGAGGGAACUCUUUAAGCUGGGCACAGCUGCACUCUACUACGUCUACUCAGCUCUUGAGGAAGAAAUAGAGAGAAACAAGGACCACCCCAUGUUUGUGCCAGUGUAUUUCCCCUCUGAGCUGCACAGACAAGAAGCUUUGGCCAAGGACCUGGAGUAUCUGUACGGAUCAGACUGGAAGAACUUGAUCAGCUGUUCGGCAGCCACGAGGCCCUACGUGGAGCGCAUUCACCAUGUGGGUCAGCAUGAGCCAGAUCUACUAGUGGCCCACUCCUGGACCCGCUACAUGGGGGACCUAUCUGGGGGGCAGAUACUGAAGAAAGUGGCUCAGCGAGCCCUGAAACUGCCGCCAACUGGAGAGGGCAUCCACUUUUACCACUUCGAGGCCAUCCACAAGCCUGCAGCCUUCAAGAGGCUCUACCGCAGCCGCUUGAAUGAACUGGAGGUGGACGCUGAGACCAAGGAGAGGCUGGUGGCCGAGGCCAACCUGGCCUUCAAAUUCAAUCUGGAGGUGUUUGAGGAGCUGCAGGAGAUUGGGAAAGGUAUUAAAGAGGAGGUGCAAGACAUCGGCUUCCCAGCUCAUGGUGAUAUGGGAGGAGACAUUAGCAAAUGUCCGUACUACGCUGCUAAGAUGGCGGUUAGCGGGAACGCGACGUAUGUGCGUCAGUUAGUCAAGACGCUGCUCAGUCAUACUACUGGUCAAGUGCUGCUGGCAACAUGGAUCGCUGCUGUCACCGGAUUGGCUGCUUGGUACCUCAUGUGAUUACCAUAGAGCGGUUUCGACCAACUGGAACAUAAGCCUGUAGCAAAUGCCUUAAAAGGAUCUCUCCGUUUCGACUCUGGUAGAUGAGGAGUGAAAGUGAAAACCUGCUGCCCAAUAAGAUUGGUGACCCCUGCUUUAUUAAUUAGCUCAAGUGAAGUGUGUUAGCUUAGCCCUUGGAAGGGUGAGGGACAGUGUGAACGCAGACAUCAACUUCAGAAGCAGAAUUUGCCCAGAAAUCAUUGGGAUUUGACACAUUUCCGAGUUGUUUUUAAGCUACAUCAGUAAAUUACUUCAAAAUGUUUAAUAUUUUAAAACAAUAAUAUUCGAUUUGCUGGGCUACACACCGAUCAGGUAUAACAUUAUGACUCGUUUCUACACUCAUUGUCCAUUUUAUCAGCUCCACUUACUAUAUAGGUGCACUUUGUAGUUCUACAGUUACAGACUGUAGUCCAUCUGUUUCUCUGAUACUUUGUUAGCCCCCUUUUACCCUGUUCUUCAGUGGUCAGGACCCCCGUGGACCCUCACAGAGCAGGUACUAUUUGGGUGGUGGAUCAUUCUCAGCACUGCAGUAACACUGACGUGGUGGUGGUGUGUUAGUGUGUGUUGUGCUGGUACGAGUGGAUCAGACACAGCAGUGCAGCUGGAGUGUGUAACUUAAGUGUGUAGCCAAGGGUGAGGGCAUUCCAGUGUAAAAUAUGGUGGUCACUGUUACCUCCUCUUCUUCUGCCAUGAGUAGCAACGUAGGUGUGAUUCACUUUCGAGUGGCCAGUCUAAGUUUGUGAGGGCAUUUUUUAAAAAAGUAUUAAAAAGGUCCCAAGUUUUUACGGAAGUCUGGAGAGGCCAUGAACUGUUGCUGUCAUUUUCUGGAUUGUUACCUUGAGAUAACAAGUUAAUUAUCUUGUGAUUUCAAGAUAACAACUUUAUCUUGAGGUCACAAGAUAAUUAACUCGUUAUAUCAAGACAACAACUUUAUCUUGAACUAACAAAAUCGUUAACAACAAAUUUGUUAUCUUGAAAGCACAAAAUAGUUAACUUGUUAUCUCAAGAGAACAAGACAGUUAACUUGUUAUCUUAACAGGAUAAUUUUUUUAUCCCAAGAUAACAAGAUAACUCAUUAUCUCAAGAUAACUUUAUCUUGAGAUCACAAGAUAAUUAACUUGUUAACUCAAGACAACUUGAAAUAACAAGAUAAUUAACUCAUUAUCUCACAAUAAUUUUAUUAUCUUGAGUUAGUUAUCUUUUUAUCUAAAGAACACAUGACAGUUAACUUAUCUUAAAAAGAUAAUGUUAUCUCAAGGUAACAACUUUUGUUAUCUUGAGAUAACAAGAUAAUUAACUUGUUACUUUAAGAUAACUAUCUUGAUAACAAGAUAAUUAACUCAUUAUCUCAAGAUAACAAAUUUGAUAUCUUGAGAUCGCCCGACAAUUAACUCGUUUUCUCAAGACAACAACUCUAUUUUGAAAUAACAAGAUAAUUAACUUAUCUCGCAACAAUUUUAUCUUGGGGGCAUAAGAUAGUUAACUUGUAAUCUUAGCAAGAUAACUUGUUAUCUCAAGAUUACAACUUCUGUUGUCUAAAGAUAACAAGAUAGUUAACUUGUUACCUCAACAUAACUUAAUCUUGAGAUCACAAGAUAAUUAGCUCAUUCUCUCAAGGCAACAACUAUAUUUUGAAAAAGCAAAAUAAUUAUCUCACAACAACAACUUUGUUAUCUUGAGAGCACAAGUUAGUUAACUCAUUAUCUCAAGAUAACAAUUCAGAAAACUGUAACUACCUCAUAGCCUCUCUGGACUUUUGCACAAGUUUCGUUUCAGCAAAUGUGCGUGUGGUGCGAUGUGGGAGAAGAGUGUAUAGAAGGAAAAGGGAGAAACGGUCAGAGGGAGGCUGUUUAGCUGUAACACCGCAGGAUGGACUGAAUGCUGUAAGUCCAAAAAGAAGCCACCAGAUGGCUCUUCGCUCUCCUCUUCACACAGGCUUUGUAAUUCCAGGCGCUAAUUUUACACAAGAAAGGAAAUAAUAUGAAACAGGGUUAUCUGGUUCUGUCCCGGACGGUGGGCGUGACCGUCUUCUCUUUCAGAAACUGAGCUUUGUGUUGUUCAAAACUAUAUAGUAGCUGUUCUGUCUGCACUCUACGUGCUGCACACCACAGCUCCUGUGUCUACUCCUGCUGUGUUGGGUACUUUUCUGCUAUAAUGUCAUAUUUAUACGCAGGUUUGCACAAAAUAUUCAAUGCAAUUAAUCUCUGUGUUAAACUGCGUAAAGAGUGUAUCUCAUUCUUUAUUUGUGGUUACUACAGCUGAGCUAACCAUAAGUCAAUGGUUACCCAAGCUAAGCUAACAUAAGCCUGGAAUUCCUGUGUUGGGCUGGAAAACUCAUUUUCUCAAGAUUACAACUUCCGUUAUCUAAAGAUAACAAGAUAACUUGUUACCUCAAGAUAACAACUUUAUCUAGAGAUCACAAGAUACUUAACUCAUUAUAUCAAGACACAACUUUAUCUUGAACUAACAAGAUAACUUAUCUCACAACAAAUUUAUAUUGAAAGCACAAAAUAGCUAACUUGUUAUCUCAAGAGAACAAGAAAGUUAAUGUAUCUUGACAAGAUAACUGCUUAUAUCAAGAUAACAACUUUUGAUAUCCCGAGAUAACAAAAUAAUUAACUCUUUGUCUCGCAACAACUUUAUCUUGAGAGCACAAGAUAGUUAACUAGAGAACAAGGCAGUUAUGUUAUCUUCACAAGAUAACUUUUGUCAUCCCAAGAUAACAAGAUAACUUGUUAUCUCAAGAUAACAAUUUUUUCUUGAUCACAAGAUAAUUAACUUAUCUCAAGACAACUUGAAAUAACAAGAUAACUCAUUAUCUCACAACAACUUUAUCUUAAGAGCACAAGAUAGUUAACUUGUUAUCUCAAAAGAAUGAGUUAACAUGUUAUCUUUACAAGAUAACAUAUUUUGUCAUCCCAAGAUAACAACUUUUGUUAUCCUAAGAUAAUAAGAUAAUUAACUUAUCUCAAGAUAACAACUUUAUCUUGAGGUCACAAGAUAAUUAACUUCUCAAGACAACUUGAAAUAACAAGAUAAUUAACUCAUUAUCUCACAACUUUACCUUAAGGGCACAAGAUAGUUAAUUUGUUAUCUCAAGAGAACAAGAGUUAACAUGUUAUCUUCACAAGAUAACAACUUUUGUCAUCCCAAGAUAACAAGAUAAUUAACUUAUUAUCUCAAGAUAACUACUUUAUCUUGAGAUCACAAAAUAAUUAACUUGUUAUCUCAAGACAACUUGAAAUAACAAGAUAAUUAACUCAUUAUCUCACAGCAGCUUUAUCUUGAGAGCACAAGAUAGUCAUCAUUUUCUCCCAAUAUUGUUGGCAAACAUGCGUAUCCCUCAAAUUCAGUGGAGAGUUUUGUGACCAGUAAAAGGUGAGGUUUUGUCAACCGUCAACCUCCUGGCCCAGUUUAAUAGCCUUGUUACCUGAGACGUCUCUCUGAAUACAACCAAACCAAUUAGACGAGCUGAGUAAUUUACAGAUUAGCUGGAAGCUGAAGCUUUUUUGCUUGUUCCUUAAUUAAAUUAGUACAAUUUCAUUCUUACCUCGAAAGUAGGUAAUGAACCAAGACGUUUUUUGUCAGAGGUGUGCUUCUCUCCUCAUCUUGAAGCUUCGUUUUUUUUUUCAGAUUUCCCAAUUUUCUCCCCAAUUUUGUGACCAAUUCCAUCCCCUAGUGAGGUUGCCCCCAACAGACGAUGCUACCAAGCGUAAAAGCGAACACGCUCUAAGACACACAUAAAAAGCACCACCUAAUUGUUUUAAACUGCUGCUAAUACAACAUCAUUGGAUUCAACACGCUUGGAGGAGAGCACUAACUGCCAAUUCUGUAACAUUAGCUAACAGGCGCCUGCAUUGGCUAGCAUCUAGAGGACUCUGGGGAGAGGUUGGCAUGAAGGGGUGGCAAUACAACAUUUUAUUGUUUUCGUGAUUGUAUGCUUUUCUGAGCAUGUCGUGGAUAUCGUCUGUACCUAAAGAACACUGAGUAACUUAAUUAGCCUUGUUUAAAUGGAUUAUGUGCAGUGCAUUAUGUAAAAUAUUAAAUAAAAAAAUCAUUGUACUUAAGAGUU